This is a messenger RNA of Hordeum vulgare subsp. vulgare (domesticated barley), 2840 nucleotides long. RefSeq names its product putative serine/threonine-protein kinase-like protein CCR3. The record is from RefSeq and is a predicted model, not a curated record. Lineage: Eukaryota; Viridiplantae; Streptophyta; Magnoliopsida; Poales; Poaceae. The coding region runs from base 371 to 2011 and encodes 546 amino acids. The transcript is spliced from 4 exons. Gene Ontology annotation, molecular function: ATP binding; protein serine/threonine kinase activity. Gene Ontology annotation, biological process: protein phosphorylation; cell surface receptor signaling pathway.
UGAGGAAGUACUGUACAAUUUACUGGAUAAGGAAAGGAAGAAGUCUUGGGAUGACUGAUGAUGGUGGGCUGAUUCACCGUGGUCGGUCACCGGUACCGGCGUGGGAGCAGCAGCGGCAGUCUCCCUCCAGGCAGUUUCUGGGAAGCCGCCGUCGCCCCGCAAACCGCGACCACAAAUCAGCAGUUUCUGGGAAGAGGUGAGCUGACGGACGCUACCUCUGCUCAUUCUCGCCGUCUCGCGGGGGAAUUGUGGCGCCGGCUGGCUAGCGAGAGCGUCGGCGGCAGCAGAGGUCAGAAGUUUCAGGGCAAUAGGGAGCAGAAAACAGGAGGCAUCUAUUCUAGUCCGAGUCUUGCCCUUGCACUCGGUUGCCAUGGCGUUGUGGACAGGGCUGGGUCAGGCGGCGACGGUGGCGCAGCUGGUCGGCGCAGACGUCGGCGGGCUCGUCUCCAUGAUUGUGCAGGCCGCCAUGACGGCUCGUCAGAACAAGAGUGAGUGCGAGCAGCUUGCUCGUCGUGUCCUCAUGAUCGCGCAGCUGUUGCCGCAUGUCCAGGAGCCAGAGGCAGUGCAGCCGCUGGCUGGGCUAGGCGAUACUCUCCGGGACGCCCACGAGCUCGUCGUGUCGUGCCAGGUGAGGAGCGCAGCGUACCAGUUGGUCAUGGCCGGCAGGACGGCCGAAAGGUUCAGGGAAGUGCAGGGCAGGAUCGACUCCUACCUCAUCCUCUUCCCAGUGAUCAGCCACAUCGGCAUAACACGCCGCCUCGAACGGAUCUACAACGUCCUUGUUCCAGAUGACUCAACUAGAGAUGAACCGCCGCGUCCACUUCCACAGCUGCAGGAGUUUACAGAGGUUGCUGAGGAGGUACUGCCGCAUGGAACGCAGGAACUUACGUUGGCCGAGAUCAUGGCUGCCACCAAUAACUUUGCCCCGGACACCGUGAUCGGUGAAGGUGGCUCCGGAAAGGUGUAUAGGGGCAGACUUUACAAUGGGCGAGAGGUGGCCAUCAAGCGCCACAACUGGCAAUCACACUACUCAGUGAAUGACUUCCUCACGGAGUUGGACAUCCUAUCACUGCUCCGACACAAGCACAUCAUCCGUCUCUUUGGAUCCUGUGUGACCGUGAGCAAGGACAAACGCCUGCUAACCACCCCGCAAAAGAAAAUAAAGGACCUGCUAUCUAAUAUGCGGAGAAAGAAGCCGGAGGCGCUGAUCGUCUAUGAGUACAUGGAGAACGGCACGCUCUCCGACCACCUGCAUCGUGACGUGGGCGCCUCUGACUCGUCGCCGGUGACAAUGUCUUGGAAGAUGCGCGUUCAAGUGCUCCUCGCUGUGUCACGCGCCAUCGAGCACCUGCACUGUCAUGCCAACCCACCGAUCAUCCACCGGGACGUCAAGCCGUCUAACAUCCUUUUCGACGCGAGUUGGGUGUCAUGUUUGUCUGACUUUGGCUUGUCAGUCGUCUGGGACAUGGCGAGUGAGGAGUCAGGGUUGGAGCUCCCCGUGGAAGGCACAUAUGGGUACGCUGACCCUGAGUACGUGCACACAGGUCUUCUGAAGCCGGCGAGCGACGUGUACAGCGUGGGCGUGGUCAUGCUCGAGGUUUUGACAGGGAAAAGGGCGGUUUUCCAUGCUGAGGAGGAGAUGCAUGGAGAUCUGGUAUCCUUUGCACUCCCCAUCAUUGAGGUUGGUAAUAUUGAGGAGUUGUUGGACAGGCGACCUUUACCGGAGCCAACGCCAUGGCAGCUACAUGCGUUGAAACGUGUUGUGCAGAUUGCACGUUGGUGCGUGAGGUUGGCUGGGAAGGACCGGCCGGCCAUAUCAGACAUUGUUGCCAACCUCGAGAUGGCAUACGAGUUGUUCUGCAGAGACGAGUCAGGUCCAGUUGACGAGCCAUGUUUGUGGCCCUUUCUCAAAAAUGAUGAAGACUCACCGGACUCGCCACAUGCCAGCAGUGUGACAUCGACAUGCUACUAUUCCGAUCUGGAACCUGAGGUGUUGGAAGAUGGACCAUGACAUCAAUCGUCCAAGGAGCAUCAUACCAUGGCAGGCCUGACGAUGGGCGACCAGUGGCCGCCAAUCGCUUCAAUCACCCCGAUGAACAUCGUGUUACCAUGUUUAGGUAAUACCCUGCUUCUUGUAAUCUAGAUGAGCUUGCUGGGGCCGGCAGUUUCAGACAGGAGCUCGGAUGGACCCCCAAUAUUAUGUAUAGUUUGCUUCUUCACCAUCCACCCUAUUGUUUUUAAGACCAUUUGUUCGAUGGUAUUUUCAUAUAAUAAUUAAAUAAAGUACAUAUGUACAGAUGAAGCAAAAUAGAAGAAUGGUUUAUCCAAUACGAGCCCUACGUAACUUAGAAACCAGAGUAAGAGAUGAUAAUAAAGUUGAUACUUUGGACAAAGAAUGAUAGUGCGGAUGUUUUUAUAGCUAUGUUGAUGUAAGGAAAUGUCGCCGUUAGCUAUGUAGGAUGUGCUGCGUAUGGAUUCAUGUCAUGUUUUCUGUUUCUUUCUAGAAGAGUUGCAGUCUUGUACGUAUGCUGAAACUCAGAAACUGUAAUAAGCAGGUAGAGUUGGCUGCGGCUGAAAGCCUGGGGUAGAGUUCCUUUCAAAUGAAAUGAAAUUGGGGAACUCAUGUUUCUUAUAUCCAAAUUUUAGAAAUAAAUCAGGUGAAGCAUGUCUGAUAUGAUAUGACGACGACGACGGUGCUAGAGCUGUAAGGGGCGAGGAAUGGAUGACAGUGCAAAAUGAUAGGCUUGUGGCUUUGAGGACGAAGCACCUUGAGAUCAUGCGAUGUCAAAUUGACCGGGUCUUAAUUACAAGAUUUAUCUCUUUAAUCACUUUGUGGACAU